UAACCUUCACGCAGAUCAAACCCUUUCCUUACCUGUCUCGUUCUUCUCAUUGUAGUCACUGUCAUCGCGGCCAUGUCACAGAAACCACACAACCUCACAGUCCUGAUCUCAGGCAACGGCUCGAACCUCCAAGCCCUCAUCGACGCGUGCGGCACCGCCGAUCUCCCCAACGCGAAGAUCACACACGUCGUCUCAAAUCGCAAAGCAGCAUACGGCCUCCAGCGCGCCUCAAAAGCCGGAAUUCCAACGACCUACCACAACCUCGUCGCGUACAAGAAGCAACACCCCGACACCCCCGAAGGCCUGCUCGAAGCCCGCGCACAGUACGAUGCCGAUCUCGCCCAAAAGAUCCUCGCCCUCGAGCCCCGCUCAGAUCUUAUUGUUUGCGCGGGCUGGAUGCACAUCGUGACGCCGCACUUCCUCAAUCCCAUCGCCGAGGCGGGGAUCAAGAUCAUCAAUCUGCAUCCUGCGCUACCGGGUGAGUUUGCGGGCGCGGGUGCAAUUGAGAGGGCACAUAAGGCGGGGCAGGAAGAGGGGUUGACGAGGACGGGUGUUAUGAUUCAUGAGGUUAUUGCAGAGGUGGAUGCUGGGGCGGCGAUUUGCACAAGGGAGGUGCAAUUGAAAGAUGGAGAGAGUUUAGAGGAGUUGGAGGAGAGAAUGCAUGCCGUCGAACAUGGGCUGAUUGUUGAGGGGACGAGGAGGGCGUUGGAGGGUCUUGGAAGGCAAUGAGGAGGGGCCUUGAGGACAUGAGAGGAAGAAGAGAGCAAAAGAGUUGGAAAGAAAACGAUUUGCUAUGAUGUGAUACCAAAAAACUACGAGGCAUGAAC
This is a messenger RNA of Macroventuria anomochaeta, 827 nucleotides long. Its product is annotated as phosphoribosylglycinamide formyltransferase. Lineage: Eukaryota; Fungi; Ascomycota; Dothideomycetes; Pleosporales; Didymellaceae. The record is from RefSeq and is a predicted model, not a curated record. Gene Ontology annotation, cellular component: cytoplasm. The coding region runs from base 73 to 729 and encodes 218 amino acids. The transcript has 2 exons. Gene Ontology annotation, molecular function: phosphoribosylglycinamide formyltransferase activity. Gene Ontology annotation, biological process: 'de novo' IMP biosynthetic process.